Messenger RNA from Syngnathus typhle (broad-nosed pipefish), 3798 nucleotides. RefSeq names its product tripartite motif containing 45 (gene trim45). Gene Ontology annotation, cellular component: chromatin; nucleoplasm. NCBI's taxonomy places the organism in Eukaryota, Metazoa, Chordata, Actinopteri, Syngnathiformes, Syngnathidae. The coding region runs from base 235 to 2004 and encodes 589 amino acids. The record is from RefSeq and is a predicted model, not a curated record. The transcript is spliced from 8 exons. Gene Ontology annotation, biological process: positive regulation of DNA-templated transcription. Gene Ontology annotation, molecular function: zinc ion binding; ubiquitin-protein transferase activity; protein binding.
CUUCCAUUGGCCCACCGAUGAAGAGGUGUCGUAUGUCCCAUUGGAGCCAUGAAAACAGCAAGGACGGCAUUCCGGUGGGAUUUCAACGGAUGUGAUAAAGUUAAAACAAAAUAGUUUUUGCUGGGAUACAUUUUCAUGUGAUUGGCUGUGGACAUAACAAAGACCUUCCUUCAGCAUUAGCGGCUUACAAAACCAUAUUUGUCCCCAAAUUUGGUUUGUUUUUCGGUACCAACAAUGUCCGAAGAAAAGGAUCAUUCAGAACAGCUGACGGCAACCGAGCCAAUAGCGCCAGACGGACUGUCGGUGAACCCAAGGGCGGUUUGUAGCGUGUGUACUCGCUUGUACCGGGAUCCUAAAAUCCUGCCGUGCCUGCACACAUUCUGUCUGGACUGUAUCAAGCAGUUGGAGCCAUUCUCGGUGGCCGCUGGUCGCCACCGGGAUGGCCCAGAACAGGAGGGCCGGGACGGAGAAGUUACGAAAGAGGCGAGGAAAGAGAAACGGGUCAACGUCACGGUGCUCUGCCCCGACUGUGACUCUGAAGUGGACCUUCCGCCUUCGGGGCCUGUCGGACUAAGCACCGACCACUUGGCGUUAGACGAAGUGUUUCUCGAGACCCUGGUUAGCAACGGCCCGCUUGGGUGUGACCUGUGUGGCGAAAGCCGGGCGGAGAGCCGCUGUGAGGUCUGCUGCGUCAACUUGUGCGAAUUCUGUUUUCAAGCGCACAGGCGUCAGACGCGUACAGCGUCGCACCCUAUUCAGCAAUUGCAGGAUCUCAAGUCUCGGGGUCGCCUCUGCCGUCCCGUCCUGUGUGCUGUCCAUCCCGGCCAGGAGCUGCGCCUCUUCUGCCAGCCUUGCGACCUGCCAGUGUGCCUGGAAUGCGCCACAACGCUGCACUCUGAGCACCGCUGCUGUCCCACCCAUGAAGUCAUUGGCUGCCAGAGAGACCGCAUCAGGACGCUGGUCACUGUCCGCCUGCGACCACACCUGCAAAGACUGGAGCAGACACUGCAGAAGGUGGAGGUUUCCCAGAAGGCUUUACAAACGAGAGUGGAGGCCACAGCCAAUGAGAUGAGGGCAUUCGCUCGAGGCUACGCCAGUGCGGUGGAAGCUCAUUGCCUGGCCCUGCUGCGUCGCCUGGACGAACUUCACCUCCAAUGCAGGAACCAGCUGCAUCUGCAGAAGGCGCAGCUGCAGCAGGCGCUGUCGGACGUCCGGGAUGGCGUGGACUUUGCCGACCGGCUGCUGAGCUGUGGCUCGGAUGCCGAGAUCCUCAGUGCUAAGGGCGUGACGCUGAGAAGGCUGAGCAGCCUGGCGGAGGGCAGCUGUGAUGACCAGCUGGCUGCCCUCGUCCCUGAUGACGGCAGUGGUAUCCGCUUUGAUCCCCAGGGGAUGGCGGGUGAGCUGAGCGGCUACCCAGUGGUGGGCGUGAUCCAUUUUAAGGCUUUGGACCCCAACAAGUGCACUAUAGAAGGAGAAGGUCUCCAGCAGGCCAGUGAGGGCCAGCAGGCCCACUUCACCCUGGUUUGCAGAGACUCUGCCGGGGACCAGAUGGCACAUGGUGGGGAUCCUGUCCUGGUCAGCAUCGUCCACAGGGAGAGGAAACACUGUGCGGUGGAAAGCACAUUAGUGGACAACAAUGACGGCUCUUACAAAGUUUCCUACAGACCGGAUGAGGCUGGCACGUACUCUGUGUGGGUUUGUGUCAAAGCUCAACAUGUAAAGGGUUCUCCGUUUGUUUUGAACGUGACAAAGAAGCUGAGGCAUCACACUGGAAUGUUCCACUGCUGCUCCUUCUGCUCCAGUGGAGGGGCCAAGGAGGCACGCUGUGGCUGUCCAGGAACUAUGCCCGGAGGAUUUCAAGGGUGCGGUCACAGCCAUAAGGGUCAUCCCGGAAAGCCGCAUUGGUCGUGUUGUGGCAGCACCACGGAGAAGUCAGAGUGUUUACCUGCCUGCGUGAUUAAAGCCGUCUCUGCUGGCAAACACUUACGCACUGUCGCGCUCUGAAGUUGGACGAUGUGGCGAUGAUGGGCCCGGAACAGGAAGUGUGUCGACUUGACUGAGUUGCCAGAAAGCCAUCUCCAAGAAAUGAGAAACAUUCUCCGGCUGUUACUUCAAGUGUAGAGAUGCACCGAUCCGAUAUCUGGAUCGGAUAUCGGUCCCGAUAUCAACAAAAUAGACGGAUCGGGUAUCGGAAAAUACAGCCGAUCUGUGAGCCGAUACUUUCCUUAAUCUAUUGGGACGCGGGCUACGUCAUACGUCAGCAGCACGUGUGCCGCAUGCCACGAGAGUUUUCUAAACAAACGCAAACAUGGAGCGAACGUUCGCUUCUCUUCCCCGGGUUGCUAAGCGGACGUCAAACCAUGCGCGUUCGCUUCUCUUCGGGUUGCUAAUGGGACGUCAAAGGCUGCGCGUUCGCUUCUCUCCCGAAUGGGGGGGGCUAAUCGGAUGUGAAACGCUGCGUGUUCGCUUCUCUUCCGGGGGGGUGUUAAUGGGACGUCAAACGCUUUGUGUGGCGGGCUCCAUCUAGUGUGGAAACUGAGAAGCUGAGCUCAAGCUUCUUGUGCGGGCCAUAUUCAAUUAUGUUUUCAGAAUUUGCUGCGGGCCAAUAAAAACUGGACCGUUAGUUUGGACACCCCUAAUUUAGAGCAAAGAACUGUGUAGUCUGCCUGAUGCCAUUGCCUUUGGUCUUUUCUGUUCCACAUGUAGAGUUAUGUAGCUUGUUAAGUUUGAACUGGACUGCCCCUACACCUGUCUAUGGACCCCGUGGAGGCUAUUUUGUGUGUUUUGGGGUGUUCUCUUGUAUUGAGGGGUGCUGGUUGGCCGCUGUUACUUUUUUUCCUUUGUCUUUUAGCUUUGUUUUGCUUUGAUGGCUUUUAUCUUGAGCACUUUCUGCCUUUCUUUGUGGCACCGUUGUGUGGCAGCCUUAUGAGAGCCUAUUGAGUUGCGCUCAUGCCAUCUGUGUGUCUUUUGUAUACCCACUCUGUGGUAUGAAUACGGCUGGGGCCUGAAUUUCCCCACCCCUGGGGAUCAAUAAAUAUACAAUCAAUCAAUCAAUCAAGUCAACCAUAAUAUCGGAUCGGUAUCGGGUAUCGACCGAUACGCAAAGCCACGGCAUCGGUAUCGGUAUCGGAACUGAAAAAGUCGGAUCGGUGCAUCUCUAUUCAAGUGCCUUUAUUAUUUAACAACACUGCCUUUGAACUUGAAACAAUGCAACAAAUAGUACAAUCAAUUUGCCAAUAAGCAAAACAUAAAAAAAAAUCCAAUCCCAUUAUUGUUGCAGAAUAAUGUUCAAAAUGCUUACAUAUGUAGUGAGUCAUCCAUUUUUGGGAAUGCCUUUUUUGUACAAUUACAUUUUAACUGUUGUUUCAGACUGGCAUCUGAGAUCUUUUGGUGCUGCUGUUGAGGCUCAUUAAUGACCUCUUUCAUGUGUGAAUGGUAAUGUCUGUGAUCUGACACUCAUAUGACUCAUUUCUCCUUCCAUAUUAGAAAAAGGCAGCUCUGUCUAAUUAACUAUUUUAUUAACUAUAUUUUAAGAUCAUUCCAUGGGUCUUACAAUUGCUGACACAUUGGAUAUACUACUGCCAAGCUUACAGUUUACAUGCUCCCUUUCUUCAGUCCUUACAAUUUGACAAUUUUUAUGACAAAUGUUUUUGAACUAUGAGAGAUUUUCUCCAAUGAAAGCAACUGUUGCCAUAAAUGCUAUUAUUACACACUGUUCUAUCACCCAAUGUGCAUGUUUUUCCACUGAAAUGAUACUACUGUCUGUACAUUGUAAUAAACAAUCAGGUGUGUGUCUUA